Molecule: messenger RNA, 2350 nt
Organism: Morone saxatilis (striped sea-bass)
Lineage: Eukaryota; Metazoa; Chordata; Actinopteri; Moronidae
Gene: micu2
Product: mitochondrial calcium uptake 2
Exons: 12
Coding region: 54-1313 (419 amino acids)
Biological process (GO): mitochondrial calcium ion homeostasis; calcium import into the mitochondrion
Cellular component (GO): uniplex complex
Molecular function (GO): calcium ion binding
Source: RefSeq, a predicted model, not a curated record
CGCAGCUACGGAAGCUUUGGCGUUUACCCAGAUAACAAGCUAGCUUGCUGAAAAUGGCCAGCUGGGGAAGGCUCGCUGCGGUGCUGAGGAAUGUUUGGAGGAGCCCUCGGUCUCUGAAGGGUUUAUCCCUGCGCCGUGCUGUCGGCCCGGGGCUUUUUGGGUGUCUAGUGGGAACUGGUGUUGUCGGUUAUUACCAGUACUGUGCAAACAACAGGACUCUGCCCUUCGCCGUUCAUGCUGAGGAGCAAAAAGAGGCCGCAGCUCCACAGCUGUCUGCCAGGAAGGUUCGUUUCAUCCAGUUCGCCUCAGUGGUUUACGAACAGGAGCCCUACAUGACCCCCAGAGACUUCCUCUUCUCUGUCAUGCUGGAGAACGUUGACCGAAAACUGCAGAAGAAAGCUUUAACGACACAGGAAGUUAACAAAAUGUUGGCGUCUGCCCCUAAAGCUCGGGCUGGUAACGACCUGUUCAGAACACUAGGAGACAAUGGUUUGAUAUCCUACACAGAGUAUCUGUUCCUGCUGACUAUCCUGACCAAGCCCCGUAUAGGAUUUCAUAUAGCUUUCAAAAUGCUUGAUGUUGACGGCAAUGAGCAUGUGGACAAAAAGGAAUUUCUCAAGCUGAAGAAAAUCCUUGGAAAAAGUAAAAUGAGAGUUCCUAAGGACAGCACAGAGACUCCAGUGGAAGAAGGGGAAGGUGUGAACACGACGCUGCAGGCCUACUUCUUUGGAAAGAAAGGAGAAAACAAGUUGCAGUAUCAGGAUUUCCGCAGGUUCAUGGAGGACCUGCAGGCUGAGGUCCAGGAGAUGGAGUUCCUGCAGUUCUCCAAAGGUAUGGGCACCAUGCGAAGGGAGGACUUUGCUGAGUGGCUGCUACACUACACCAACGAAGAAGACAAUGAAGUUUACUGGGAAAACAUGAGGAAGAGGAUUCCUGCUGGCCAGAGUAUCACAUUUGAUGAGUUCAAAGCCUUCUAUCUCUUCACCAACAAUCUGGAGGACUUUGCCUUUUCAAUGAAGCUAGUGACUGGAGCCAACCGUCCUGUUGGAAUGGCCCAGUUCAAGCGAGCUGUGAGUAUCGCCACGGGCCACAAUCUGUCUGAGAGUGUGUUGGACACUGUAUUUAAACUCUUCGAUAUGGACGGAGACAACUGCCUGAGCCAUAAGGAGUUCAUGGGAGUGAUGAACGACAGAGUCCUGCGAGGGCUGAAGGUGCAGCAUCAGAACGGCUUCUCUGGCUACUGGAAAUGUGUGAAGAGAGAGACCCUGAAGGCAGCACAGGAGGCCCUGGGGGACAGCGGGUGCCCUAUCUGAGCCAUGUGAUGUUCCAGGACCCGUCACACCACCACUUACCCUGAUAUCUUUUAAUUGAAUAAGUGGAGUGACUGUCACCCCAGUUACACCUGGUAUUAAAAUGUGAUCCGUAUCCGGACACAUUAUCCAGAUAAUAACGAUCCGGUGUUGCCUUUGCAUUUCCACCGGAUGUUUCUAAUGCGUUAUCUUCAUUGAGAUCUGUUUAUCUACAACAAAUUCUUAAUUAUUUGCCCUUCCCCUUGUAAUCUGUUAACAGCAGAUCAGCUGCACAGAUAAUUGCAAGUUAUGUCUUACUGUUCAUUUUCCUUUUAUGUUUCAUGCAGUUUUGUUGAAUAACGCAUCUUUUGGGCCUCCUGGCACAGAAUAGAUGUGUAAUCCAUAAUCAGAGCUGUGUCUCUCCAUAAAUUUGAACAACCUAUAUUUUAUGUUAAAACAAAUAUCUGUAUUCGUUAAGUUGUGUACAGAAUAUGUUUAGACCUACCUAAGGUAAUGUGUGAAAAUAAUGAGCCAGACCACAUCCUGAUGUGAUCAGGCAGAUCUGAUCAUGACGCAUUUACACCUUGCAUUAAUGUGCGUUUGUAAUUGAUCUGAAUAAUGUGUCUGGAUACAGCUCACAUUUUAAGACCAGGUGUAAGGUUAGAAAUGGAACCACAUGUAAAGACAAAGGAUUUACGCCACUGUUGUGUACAUGUUUACAGAUCAACAAUGUAUUGUUUGAUAUUAGCUUAUUAGUAGGGUUGUGGUGUAAACAAUAUAUAUUUUUGUAUGUUUUGGUGCAGUGUACUUAAUCAAGUCGUGUAUUUUAUAUUUAGAAUGGGUGAUGACAAAUUAAUUUUGCACUCCACAAGCAGUGUUUACAAAACUGUGGUUCAAGGGAUAAGAUGCUAAUUCUGUGCAUAUUGAUGCAUUUCCAAGGGCUUAUACAAUAUCUAGUGUGGGUUUUUCAUGUUUUUGUCAAAAUAAUUUUAUAAAAAUGUCAGUUUCAACAAUGUGCUAUACAUUUGAGGUUGAUAGAAUAAACGAGCUAUAACUAAUGA